Molecule: messenger RNA, 2852 nt
Organism: Phyllotreta striolata
Lineage: Eukaryota; Metazoa; Arthropoda; Insecta; Coleoptera; Chrysomelidae
Source: the annotation of a GenBank genome assembly
GUUUUAUUUGUCAAGUGUCAAUUGAAGGACUUUAUUUAUUUUAUUCACAUAAAAAAAACUUGUUUUAGGUUUGUUAUAAGCCAUUAUAGAUAAUUCCACUAAAAAAAUCAUAAGUAAAUUAAUUUUCUUCUACUUGUUUUAUAAAAAUAAUAAUAAAUAAUCGAAUUCAAAAAAAGUGGCUGAAUCGCUUUAAUAGUAGAGGCCAACAUUCGAAUACACAAAAGUUAAGUGUUGCCAAAAAGAAGAAUUAGGUUAAGUUAACGAGAAUUUCGUAAAUUUAAAUUUGUUUAUUUCGAAUUUAAUUAAUUAACUAAUGGAACCUCCGCAAAUAAAAAAACUAGACGUAGCUGUUAUAAAUCGAAUAGCUGCCGGUGAAGUAAUACAACGACCGGCGAACGCCUUAAAAGAAUUAAUCGAGAAUAGCUUAGACGCGAAAUCUACGAACAUUCAAGUAACCGUCAAAAACGGUGGACUGAAAUUGCUCCAGAUCCACGAUAAUGGCACCGGAAUCAGAAAAGAAGACUUCGAAAUCGUAUGCGAAAGAUUCACCACCUCCAAACUUAGAGAGUUCGAAGACUUGCACAAAAUCUCGACCUAUGGUUUUCGAGGCGAAGCUCUAGCCAGUAUUUCUCAUGUUGCCCAUUUAACCAUUACGUCGAAGACCAAGCAAGACCUAUGCGCCUACCAAGCCAGAUUUGUGGAUAGUACAUUGCAAGGCGCGCCUAAACCAAUGGCCGGAAACCAAGGAACUAUCAUCACUGUCGAGGACUUGUUUUACAACAUGAACGUGAGGAAAAAAGCUUUAAGAUCGCCGGGUGAAGAGUACCAGAAAAUCUCCGAUGUUGUGAGCAAAUACGCCAUUCACAACGCGCAUGUAGGUUUCGCAUUAAAAAAAUGCAACGAAAACAACGACAUAAGAACCCCGCAAGGUUCCACGCAAGUGGAAAAUAUACAAAUUAUUUACGGGAACACGAUAGCUCGAGAACUUGUAGAAUUUUCAUCAGAAAAUGAACGAUUUCAAUUCACCGCCAAAGGAUACAUAUCGAACGUAAAUUACUCAUCAAAAAAAUUCAAUUUUCUCCUCUUUAUUAACCACAGAUUAGUCGAUUGUCAGAGUUUGAAGAAAUGUAUCGAUCAAGUUUAUUCUACUUAUUUACCGAAAAACACCCAUCCGUUUGUGUAUUUGAGCUUGGAAUUGGACCCUAACAACAUAGAUAUAAACGUACAUCCCACGAAGCACGAGGUGCAUUUUUUAAACCAAGAACAAAUCAUAGAGAGCAUCGUCACCGACAUGGAAAACAAACUACUGAGCAGCAGCAGUUCGAGAACAUUUUACGCACAGGCGAAGCUUCCCAAAAUACUCAACGUAGAGGUUCCCGAAUCGAAAGAUAGAACCAAUGCAUCGAGUAAACCUACGCACGCCUACAACAUGGUGAGAACGGACGCCAAAGAGCAGAAAUUGGAGAAAUUUUUCGGAGAUGCGUUUAAGAAAAAAUGUACCGAACCCGCUCAGAAACUGGACGAAUCGAUCAACGAAGAAGAACUUCGACAAAGCGAAGACCUUUUUCUCAACAGAGCAGAGAAUUUGGAGGAUUUUAUUAAUUUGAAUCGAACAACUAACGAACCAGACAAGGUUGUAGAAGAACCUAUGGAAGUGGUUGAAUGUAUCGAAACCGAUACCAAGCAAUCCGGUACAAUAAAAGCAAAUACAGCGAAAAGUAAACCUGCCAAUGGUCCUAUAAACGAAUCGUUCCUUAAAAAAAUAACAAAGCACGACACGAAGCUCACGAGCGUCCUCCAGCUGCGCAAGGAGAUCGAGGGAAACUGCCACAGGGUGUUGAGAGAAACCUUCGCCCAGCACGUGUUCGUGGGGCCCGUCGAUCCCGCGCGAGCCCUAAUCCAAUACGGCACCAAGAUGUUCCUCUGCGACACCAAAGCCAUCCUGACCGAGCUCUUCUACCAAUUUAUCAUGUACAAUUUCCAAAAUUUCGACACCUAUUCGUUCUCGAAUCCCGUCCCGUUGCAGGAACUGGCGCUCGUCUGCCUCGAUAUGCCGGAAACCGGAUGGACUCCCGAGGAUGGGGAUAAAGCCGAGCUCUCGGCGCGCAUAAAAGACAUCCUAACGGAAAAAGGGCCGAUGCUAGAGGAUUAUUUUUCGGUGAAAAUCGAUCGAGAAGGGAAUAUCCUCAGCUUGCCUAUCAUACUAGAAAAUUACCUGCCCGAUCCGGCUGGUCUGUGCACGUACAUCGUUCGAUUGGCUACGGAAGUUAAUUGGGAGGUUGAGAAGGAAUGUUUUCGAACGUUCGCCGAAGAAACUGCGAAAUUUUACGCGAAAAUUCCGGAAGAGGUUAAUCAAAACGGGAAAGAAUGGCAAUGGGUGACCGAGCACGUUCUCUAUCCCGCUAUAAAAGAGUAUUUCAUCCCGCCGAAAUCGUUUAUGGAGAAUUGCGCUGUGUUAGAGAUAGCCGAUUUGUAUAAUUUGUAUAAAGUUUUCGAACGAUGUUGAUUAUUAAGUAUUAAAAAAGAAUUGUUGUAUUUUGAAUUUAAAUUUAUUAACUUACUCAAAUUCCUAUUUUAUUUACUUUCUCAGAAAGCAAAGCGUUAACUGAAAAUAAAAUUGUGUUAAUUUUUGUACUGUAUUCAGUAAAAUAUAACUUACUCUUUUUAGUGUUUCUAAUCGAUUUUUCCAAUUCUUCUAUCUUGUUCUGAGCCAUAAAAAGUUCGUGUUUUAAUUUAGCUUGAGUUUCUGAAUUGUAAGCUGCUUUAUAUUCGUCGUACUCCCUUUGAAGUUGGUAAUUUUUGGUUUUUGCUUCUUCGAUUGCCUGAUUUUUUGCAACUAAAGAAGAUUGUAA